This is a messenger RNA of Lachancea thermotolerans CBS 6340, 3042 nucleotides long. RefSeq names its product exocyst subunit SEC8 (gene SEC8). Bases 1 to 3042 code for a protein of 1013 amino acids. NCBI's taxonomy places the organism in Eukaryota, Fungi, Ascomycota, Saccharomycetes, Saccharomycetales, Saccharomycetaceae. The record is from RefSeq and is a predicted model, not a curated record. The transcript has a single exon. Gene Ontology annotation, biological process: exocytosis; Golgi to plasma membrane transport. Gene Ontology annotation, cellular component: exocyst.
AUGGAUCGUCUCAAGCCGCUUCCCCAACGGAGACGCGCACUUUCAGUCAACAAUGCUACUCACUCUGAAAAGGUUGCCAUGAACUCUGCCCUUGAUAGCCUCCAGAGCGAUUUAAAUUUAAUUUCGUCAGAAUGGAAUAGGGUUAUAACUGCCAACGCGAACCCAUUGGAGCUUGCACUGGCAUUCUUAGAUGACACCUCUGUUGGUCUUGGCCAUAGAUACAAUGAAUUCAAGCACCUCAACUCUCGGCUUGCCAACGACCUUCAACACGCUGUGAAUGAACAUUAUCAGGCAUUCAACACAAACAUUGCCUCCUAUGAGCAGACCGUUGAGUUCAUAAACGAGUCUCAGGAACAUAUUCGUGCGAUAAAGGAAGAUAUGACGGCUUCCACAAGCGCGCUGGCGGGUACGCGGGUUCAGCUUGAGGAGCUCAACGAGUCAUCUCAGCAAUCCAAUCGGAUUCUCGAGGUUCUUAAUGCAAUAGAAAGGCUCCUCGCUCUACCUGACGAAAUCGAAGAUUACGUGAGAAACAAAUUUUAUAGUGGUGCAAAAGAAGCUUUAUUGCGUGGAUCCUCGUUGGCAGCAACAUAUAACCUUUGGAAAAUUCCGACGUUACAAACAACGAGACAGAUAUUACAAUCGCAAAAGCACACACUCUUUGAGACUUUGGUUGAAGAUAUAAGCGAUCUAAUUUAUUCUAAAAAGGUUUCUCCGAGCAAGCGCUAUCAGAUCAAAUUAUCUCAGGCUGGUGACAACGAUUACAGUAACCUGGAAUCGCACCUUUUCAAUGCAGCUGAUCUAGACAUCGAAGAACAGUCAACCACCAUUAAGUCUGACCUGGAAAAGUUUUUGGAUACAUUGAGCAAUCAAGUCAAUUUUGUCGCGGACCACAGUUUCGCGCUCAAUAUCAAGGAGAAUACUUAUGAAAGGCUUUUCAGCUUGCUUCAAAUUUUGAAUGACAUGGGUCAGCUACAUGCGGCGCUUGAUGGAAUCUCAAGUCGCACCAAAGAAGAAAUGCACAACAUAAUCGCGAAUGCAACGGAGGAAAUGAGGGUUAAGCAUGGUUCUUUGAUAAAAUUGUCAACUCCUCUCGAGAGUGACAGUGACUUUGGACUGACGGGCGAAGAAGCAUUGUCAGUGUACUUGAGGGACUUCUUUUGGAAGGUCUUUUUAAAGCUUCUUUUGGCCCUCCAAUGCCAUCGCGCAAUCUAUGAAAUUGCUAGAGCCUUGCAACCUUCAGUCAUGGCUGAAAGAUACCGCUUUGGCGAAAUUUGGCAUAAGACCCUCGAUGAGAUACAGAUGUUUAUGACCAAUUACACCAGAGAAAACAAGCUGCGAGUGUCUUCACUAAAUAAUGUGUUAAGAGGCACCGAAAUCAACAAAACCUAUAAAUCCAAAAGGCCGCUUACGUUUUCCUUACAAAACAAUGUCGAUGACGCCUCCUCAACCCGCGAUCACGCAAACAAUUUGAGAGACCUGUUCAAAGAGAUGUUUCCAGGGUUUUCCGCAUCGACCAGUAUGAAGCUGAAGUCGAUCUAUCUUGAGGAAGAAACUUUUGAACAAGAGGAAACACUUAUCCCCCCUAAGGUCUUCAACAUGGCUUUCAUUUUCGAGUCACUACUUCUCUUUGUGGACGGAUGUGCGGAAAUCGUUCCUUUGGACCUUGCAAAAGCUUGCGUUUCCGCUGUGACCUUUUUUAAUCAAUUCAUGAGCCAAAAUUUUCUUCCGCAGCUUGAACACUCGUUAGCCCAUCUAUUCGAGGUCAACGUCGAAAGCACUAACACGUAUCUUCUGGAACUGCAAGCGGAAGGGCCACCUAUAUUUAAGGCUGCGAUAAACUUUAAGGAUCUAUUUUUCAAAAUUCUUUGCAUUUUGAACACGUCGCACACUUACCGCCCGAAGCUUGUUGCUGUAGUUUUAAAGGUUCUCGAUAGGUUCUAUGAGUAUUAUGAAGGAACAUUUGCAAGGCUCCUGGGCACAUCCUCCACUUCAAGAUCUGGGAAAAAGAUAAUUAAUGUCUGGCUUGAUAACGAAUCCUUAAAAACUGCGACAGGAAAAUUUAUAAAUGGAGAUUCCACUUGUCUCGGCACGGAAAUUUCUUUGUUGCUUAAUACUUGUCCAGUAUUUACUAAGCAGGAGGCAAACUUCAGUAAGCAAGAAUUUUUCAAUGCGCUCACCUCGGACACAGUAUCAUCCUUUUUGAACACUAUUAUUUGGAUCAAUAACUGGCUUCCAGAACUUGGCAAACAAACAACAGUUCUUGAAGAAGAUAAUCCAGAAGCUGUCAGCACAAAAAAGCUCAAAAAUGAGUGGUCGUCAUUUGAUUUCGCGAAUUUUGAAAACCUGGCGUCGGCCGACAGUUUCAAGAUUCUACUAAAUACUGAAAGUUGCAAACAGUUUGAUAGCGUUGUUCGAAGCUUCAAAAUCAUGGAAACAGAGCUGGUGAGUUGCCUGAGGUAUGAUGUUAGAGCGAGGGCCAUCUACUACGUUGCACAACUUUUCCGCGAGUCAUCCUGGUGCCCUGAAAUGGCUAGCGUCGAGCUUGACCAUAACAUUUCUUCUCUUACUACAGAGAUAACUUUGUUGGAAAGCAGAAUGAGGGAAUUAAUACCUUGCAAUUACAAAAACCUUAUAUUUGAAGGCCUUUCUGACAUGCUUUCGGAAACAUUUAUCGCGGGAUCGCGUACGAUAGUUGCCCUCAAUCAUAACGGGGUAAGGAAAUUACUAAAAAACAUCAGUAUUCUUCAACACACUUGUAGAAAUAUCGCAUCAUCGCCUGGAAAUGUGGAGAUGUCUGCUGCCCGGGAAUAUUUCAAUCUCUGUGCCUCCAAUGAACAUGAUGUUAUUGCCAAAUACAACGCUGGUGAAUUGCAAAGAUUUACACUCGAUGAUAUUAAAAAUAUACUGAGAUUGCAAUUGAGUGAAGAACUGAGACGUCAAAUGAAAAGAAGCAGCGGCGUGGGGAGAGUUACAUCCGUAUCAGCGAAUAAGCGCUUCUCAGAUGCUGUAAAUCGGUUGCAAAUCAAGAGACAUAACGAAUAA